CGGCCUGUGCGCGUGCGCGAGGUCUCCGCGUGGCUAUAUAAACAUGGCUGGCGUGGCCGCGCGGUGGGGCCAUGCCGAGUGUGUGUAGGGGGCUUUGGGGCGCUCGGGUUUGUAGUUUUGAAGUUUCUGGCGGGGGAACUGGGGCGCAGAGCUUUGCUGGAUGGUGGGAGCCGAAGUGACGCCCUCCGGGCUCUGCUGCUGCGAGACCCGAUGCUGAGGCGCCGGGCUGAGCCGGCGCACGUGUGAGCGCUGCUGAGGAAGCGGCGAGCGGCCGAGCAGGUGUCGCUGCGGCCGGGGCCGCACGGACCAGAGUGAGGUGCGGGACGCGCGGGUCUCGGUGUCCAGCGGGCGCCCGUCACCGACUUCUGUGUCGCGGCCCCUGCGCCUCUCCCUAGCGAUGCUGUGGAGCCGGAACUGCUCUGGAGUCGGCUGCCGCUUGUCAAGCCUAGCCUAGCCUCUGUUCCCGGAACGGCAGCGUCGCAGCUGCCGCUGAUCCACCUGGGGAUGCCCGCGGGCCUCACGGAACCGGCCGGCGCCGCUCCCCCGGCCGGUGUGAGCGCCUCCGGGACCGUGACGAUGGCCCCUUCUGGGACUCUGCCUGUCCGGGUGGAGAGCACCCCAGUGGCCUUGGGCGCCGUGACUAAGGCUCCUGCCAGUGUCUGCGUUGAGUCCACGGUGUCCCAGCCCCUGCGGUCCCCCGUGGGUACCCUGGUGACCAAAGUGGCUCCUGUCAGUGCUCUUCCUAAACUCAGCAGCGGCCCCCCGCUGCCUGCUCCUCAGAUAGUCGCUGUGAAAGCCCCCAACACCACAACAAUCCAGUUGCCUGCUAAUUUGCAGCUUCCUCCAGGAACAGUUUUGAUCAAAAGUAACAGUGGCCAGUUGAUGUUGGUAUCUCCUCAGCAAGCUGUGACAAGAGCAGAGACAACUACUAACAUGACUUCAAGGCCAGCUGUACCAGCAAAUACUCAUACAGUCAAAAUCUGUACAAUGCCGAAUUCUAGUUCACAGUUAAUUAAGAAAGUGGCAGUGGCACCUGUUAAAAAAUUGGCACAAAUAGGAACUACUGUGGUAACCACUGUUCCAAAGCCUUCCUCAGUACAAUCUGUAGCUGUGCCAACAAAUGUUGUCACAGUUACUCCUGUAAAGCCGUUGAAUUCUGUAACUACCUUGAAGCCUUCAACUUUGGGAGCAUCAGCUGCCCCCUCAAAUGAGCCCAGUCUCAAAGCAGAGAACUCAGCAGCUGCUCAGACAAGUCUUUCUCCGGCGAUGCUAGAAAAUGUGAAGAAAUGUAAGAACUUCCUUGCAAUGUUAAUAAAACUAGCAUGUAGUGGAUCACAGUCCCCAGAAAUGGGGCAGAAUGUAAAGAAACUGGUGGAACAACUUUUGGAUGCAAAAAUUGAAGCAGAAGAAUUUACUAGACAACUGUAUAUUGAACUCAAGUCUUCACCUCAGCCUCAUCUAGUUCCUUUUCUUAAGAAAAGUGUGAUUGCCUUACGACAACUCAUGCCCAACUCCCAGAGCUUUAUUCAGCAGUGUGUUCAGCAGACCUCUAAUGAGGUAGUCAUUGCUACCUGUACCACAACAGCAACAACUUCUCCUGUGGUGACAACAACAGUUUGCUCAAUCCAAUCUGAAAAACCCAUCAUUGUUUCUGGAGCAACAACACCCAGUACUGUGUCAGUGUCGACUCUGAAUCCACUUGCUGGUCCAGGGGGAACAAAAACUGGAGUUGUGACACUUCAUUCUGUGGGUCCAGCUGCUGUACCAGGAGGAACAACAGCUGGAACUGUUUUGCUUCAGACUCCAAAACCGCUUGUGACAUCUAUUCAGAACACAGUUACAGCAGUCUCGCUUCAGCCUGAGAAGCCAGUUGUCUCUGGGACAGCAGUCACGUUGGCCCUUCCAUCAGUAACUUUCGGAGAAACUUCAGCAGCAGCUAUCUGUCUUCCAUCUGUGAAACCUGUUGUUACUUCUGCUGGGACCACAUCUGACAAGGCCGUCAUUGCUCCUGUACAGAUCAAACUUGCGCAGCCAGGCCCCAUCCUUUCACAGCCAGCUGGGAUUCCACAGGCAGUUAAAGUCAAACAACUAGUAGUCCAGCAGCCUUCAGGAGGUGUUGCAAAACAAGUGACCACACUUUCCCAUUCCUCAGCAUUGACGAUUCAGAAAUCUGGACCGAAGAAGAUGCCAGUGAGCACCGCAAUACCUACCAGCCAGUUUCCUCCAGCUUCCAUUCUAAAGCAAAUUACCCUGACAGGAAAUAAGAUUCUGUCACUCCAAGCAUCUCCUGUUCAGAACAAUAAAGUAAAAGAAAAUGGAACAACAUCCUUCAGAGAUGAAGAUGACAUCAAUGAUGUGACUUCCAUGGCAGGGGUCAACCUAAGUGAAGAAAAUGCCUGCAUCUUAGCAUCAAACUCUGAACUGGUUGGCACACUUGUACAGUCAUGUAAAGAUGAACCAUUUCUUUUCAUCGGAGCUCUGCAAAAGAGAAUUUUAGACAUUGGUAAAAAGCAUGACAUUACAGAACUUAACUCUGAUGCUGUGAACUUGAUCUCCCAUGCAACACAGGAGCGAUUACGAGGCCUUCUAGAAAAACUGACUACAAUUGCUCAGCAUCGAAUGACAACUUACAAGGCCAGUGAAAAUUACAUCCUGUCUAGUGAUACCAGAUCACAGCUCAAAUUUCUCGAAAAGCUAGAUCAAUUGGAGAAGCAGAGAAAGGAUUUAGAGGAAAGAGAAAUGUUACUUAGGGUAGCCAAGAGUCGUUCCAACAAAGAAGAUCCAGAACAGCUGAGAUUAAAGCAGAAAGCCAAAGAGUUACAACAGUUGGAGCUUGCGCAGAUACAGCAUAGAGAUGCUAACCUCACAGCUCUUGCUGCUAUUGGACCAAGAAAGAAGAGACCACUAGAAUCUGGGUCUGGAAGUGAGGGCUUGAAAGACAAUCUUCUUGCUUCUGGGACAUCCAGCCUGACAGCCACCAAACAGUUGCUUCGUCCAAGAAUCACAAGAAUCUGUCUCAGGGACUUGAUAUUCUGUAUGGAACAGGAAAGGGAGAUGAGGUAUUCUCGAGCUCUAUACCUUGCCCUUCUGAAGUGACCACUGCACUCUCCAUCCAAUCCUUGCUGUUUACUGCCAAAGAAGACAUAAAGAGCACUGUUGCACCCUCCUGAAGUUUCAGUUUCCGGAAAAUAAUCACCAGUAGGGAAGACCAUUGUUUACAGCUAUAAACUUUUAUUAAAUCUUAUUUAUACAUCCCAUGGGGUUCUUAAUGAUUAGAAUUCAACUUUGUCUUCUGGAAAUUGGUUAAUGAAAAACAGUUUAUACAGACAUAGGCUUCUGCCUACCUGUACAUUUAAUUACAGCAAGUCAAGGCCCUGUUUGGUACCACCUGCUUCAUUUGCCAAACUGUUAACAGGUGAGGUGAUUUCCCUAAUACAGCCAGCAUUAAGAUGCAAGGGAAAGAAAGGAAGAAUAACUCCUUACCAAGCAAACUGAAUUUCGUCCUCUGCUAAACCUGUCUCAAGGUGUUAGGUUUUCUGGGCUGGGAUCAGAAGUUGCAUAGCUGAUUCUGACAGUCACCUUCUGUAGUUGCAGGUGACGAGCCACAGAAUAGGGUUUGUGGUGACUUUGAUCAGCUGCAUCCCAGUGUUGUCAAAGCUGAGGCAAAUGGGAAUAGUUUGUGCCUGAGGUUGCGGUUCUCUGGCUCAUCACCAUAUGCUGCUUCUGAUACCGAGUGAGGGGACAUUCUUGUCUGGGAAACUGUAAAACAGGAACUGCUGAUAUACCUCACUGGAAACUGGGAAAGGUGGGAAGUAUUGGAAGGAAUGAAGGGGCAUUGCAUUUCACCUGAGGAGGGGAAAGUGAAAUUGGAAUCCCAGAGUGGGAAGUGUGCUGCGGUGCCCCCUCCAUUCUGGGGGUGAGAUUGGCACUCCCAACACAGCUGGUAUAGGUUUUGUUGACAGGACAAAAUCACAGUCCAACCAAAAAGGAAAAUGUAACAAACAUUUUCAAAUUUGUAGUAUUUCAAAAGGAAGAAGUUAUUUUUUUGUUUUGUGUAUUGUUUUAAAUCUCACAAAGGAUAGUUUUGUAAAAUCUUUUUCGUUACUGCAAGUUUUAAGCAUCUUGUUGCAUUUAAAAAACGCUAAUUGAUGAUUAGAAAUUUUUAACAAUAGGACUCCAUUUUGGAUUCAGUACUCAAAAGGUAAUGUCAGCAUUGCAUUGUUGGAGCUCUUGUCUCUAAAUGUAUGAAGAGAAGCAUGUGAUAUAUAUAUAUAUAUAUAUACACAUAUAUGUAUAUAUAUAUAUGAAAUAUAUAUAUAUGAAGUAUAUAUAUAUAUUCAUCUGAGAAGGAAGCUGAUGUUUUAUAAAGCAAACCCUCUUUAUUUUUUUUUUUAAUUCCACCGUUGUGGCAUGUAGCUGUGAAAAGUAAUAGCUAUAUUUAGAAUCACAUAAGAAAGAACCAGUAAAUCCUCCAGGAAGGUUUUAAAACAAAACAAGAUAGCUGCUUUUUAGGAAAAGAAUUCAGGGGGAAAAAUACACCUCUAGUAUGUUACUCCUCAUCCUGUUCUUCCCAUCAGGACUGUUACGGCCAUGUUCUAUAUGGUAGUAAAUGCUAAAUUGUCCACAUUUUUUUGUUUCAGCAAGUUAUUGUGUAAAAUGCUAUAAAUUAUGUAUAUGUUAAAAGAAUACUUUCAGAAGAGAUCUAUACCCAAAGUUGUUUUUGUAUAUUUAAAUGCUUAGCUUUAUUUUUUUGUAAAGUGCAGCAUAUUCCCAUAUUUGUGUAUAAUCUUAUUGAUCAGAUGCUUAAAAUUAUUUCAAAUACUUCAUUAAAAUAAUUAUUUUAUUA
Mustela erminea (ermine) is the source of this 4846-nucleotide messenger RNA. RefSeq names its product TATA-box binding protein associated factor 4b (gene TAF4B). Gene Ontology annotation, cellular component: transcription factor TFIID complex. NCBI's taxonomy places the organism in Eukaryota, Metazoa, Chordata, Mammalia, Carnivora, Mustelidae. Gene Ontology annotation, biological process: DNA-templated transcription; transcription initiation at RNA polymerase II promoter. The transcript is spliced from 15 exons. The coding region runs from base 505 to 3096 and encodes 863 amino acids. Gene Ontology annotation, molecular function: protein heterodimerization activity; DNA binding; RNA polymerase II general transcription initiation factor activity. The record is from RefSeq and is a predicted model, not a curated record.